UAAUAAAAAAUAUUAUUUUAUUCGAUAAAAAUGUUAAAAGCACUCUUCAUUCAAUGCUUAUAGUGUUGCAACUAUAGAUUUACUAUGUUUUUGUGACGGAAGAACCGUGCUCACGAUCGGUUCUUCCAGAAAAAUGAACUGAUAUUCACUCAGUUCAUUCAAAUGAAUCGAUUUGCUCACCUCUACUAUCGAUGAACCGAUGCUAGUAUGAGGAGCAGAGAGGGGGCAUGCAACUGGACGAAAUCGGGCGACGGGAAUGAGUGCCUGGGUGGUGUGCAUUGGUAUAGACUGUUCAAUGGCUUUUCUGGGUUGUUUAAGCACGAUGAACGCGCUCGACACUAUCAGUACGGCGUCAACGGUCGAGCUGACAGUUACUUGCUGACAGUUACUUGAUCUUGCUUUCGCUGAAGAAUCAUUCGACUCUGAAUUUCUGAAAUUAAGAUUUACGAGUGUUUCAUUUAAAGUUGCACAUUCUCAUUCUGAAAACUAACACUAAAGUGUUCGAGAGUGCUAACGUGCAUCGGAUACCUAUCUAUCACGACAUUACCGCGCAAACGUAAGGGUGCACUUCCGCUUCAACAAUUUGACAAUCCCUGUUUACCAACUCCAGUGCAUCGAAUUUCUUUUCGUUUCUGUAAACUUGAAUAUGGAGGAACCGGCGAAUAACGGUGCUAAAGGAAAUUUUCCGAUGCACGGACAUGCCUAUCAUCUGCGUUUGGCGCUAGUGUUACUGCUUCAGGCGUUCAACCUGCGCAAGAUGAAAGCAAUAGCAGAUUUCAAAAUCAAAAUGGAAGAUAAAGAGGCAGGCAAGUUUGAUGACGUCGUGUUUCGCUAUUCCUUGCCAUCGACAGCCAGAGAUUUCGCCUCAUUAUACAUUCAGGCAAAACAUAAGCGACCCAUGAACGGAAUCAAACAAACGUUGAGCCAAGAGGCAUUCCUGGCGAAAUGGAACUCAAAGGCCCAAUUUUCAAUCGUUAAGUACUUUGUUUCAUGCUGCGAAAGAGCGAUGCAACGUUCCGAUACCUACAUUUUGUGCACCAACGUAAAUAUCAACGAGCAAGUGAAGAAAUAUUUUGUAACACAUGUACCGAAUCCCGACGAUAUGUUAUCAUUUUGCAACCUAAUAGGUGCACAGUGUUACACCCUCAAUGGCAAUUUUGCAGCUCUCUUUGCAUCCCUCAGAAACGGUAGUUUGGAAAAAUUAGGACAGAUGAUGGCCGAUUAUGUUAAAAAAAGCACACCAGUGACAGCUAGCGAUCCCAUAUUCAAAAUGUACGUUGACUUGCUGCAUAAGUGCGUGGAACCAAAGGCAGCAGGCACAUUUAAAUUCAGUCAAGAUUUUAUAACUGCAACCGAAUCGUCCCCUUUUGUACCGAUACGAAACAGUUUUGAGGAUAUGGCAAAACGUGAUGGCAAAGUGAAUUGGCAAGAGGUCGAAAUUAAGAUCGAUGAUUCAUUUUUCGAAUCCGUUUCGCACGAGGGCUCAUACUAUGCAUCGAUUGAUGCAGCAAUUGAACAAUUUUGUCGACAAUUCAUGCUGGUAUGUGGAUCCAUCAAUCAAACAGAACUGCACCAAAGCAUUAUGCAUCUGAUGCCGAAAUGGGUGAGCAAUCGUGAGGCAAUGUACAACAACCUGCAUAAUAUGCUGUUUGGCGGUUUAGUAGUGUCGGAGGAGAAAAGUUUUCACGACCUGAAGCAGCACUUUAUAGAAAAGAAUAUAAAUGCCAAUUUUGCCAAGGUUCAAAAGUUUACAAAGCAACACGUUCAACUGUUGCGUGAUAAAUAUCACUACAUUAACGUGGAGCCAGAUUCCUUAACUGACACUGAAUUCGAUGAGUUCAUCACAGGCGCAACGUACGUUUAUCGAUAUCGUUGCACCACAAACAUGAAGUUGAACUCCUUCAUUGUAGCACAUACCUUAAGGAUGCAUCAGUAUCAAUGUUUAUAUGUGGAUAUUGCCUCACUAAAAUUUAAAACAGACAUCUUUGAUUUCUUGUGUGUACUGAUGGAAUUCAUUGUUGCCGUGGAUCUCGCCACUGAAUACAUCAUAACGAUACUUGGUCAGCUGGAAAGUGACAUACUUAGACAAAUCAAGAAACACGCAAAAUCUUUGGCGUUGAAAAUAGUCGUUAUAGAAGCACCAGCCCAGCAGGACGUGUCGGAAGAUCGCUUAUUUGUUCGUGAUCUUAUCGUCGAAUCAACGAAGCAGUUGUUUCGCCAGCACAACAACCUUAAGCUUUAUGAAACAACGGUAGCGUUGGACGAAAUUGUUAACGGUGAUGAUAGUUUGGGCUUGUUAUUUAAUGUGUUGGAUAAAUGUUGCGAAUCUAAAACGAUGGAACGAGAAAACCUGAACAGGAAGAACUUUGACAAAAUUAGGCCUUGGUUUAUUCCACGCUCCUGUGUACCAUGCACAGGCAAAAGCCUUCCGUCUGAACAGUUACUAACUGAACAGGAGCUCACUGAUUCAUUGCUAAGGUCUACUCUAUCGCUGAGCAAUGCAGAGGCAACCUAUCAUCAUGCUUUAAAAUAUGAAGACAACGUUAAGGUGGAUAUCUUUAUGGACGAAUCAGGGUACGGAAAGUCAACCUAUUUUACGUGGUUGGCAUUUGCUUUAUCGAACCAUGAUUCCUCGUUCUAUGUCUUUCGAAUGAAUGCUUUGCAAUAUUCCGCUGACUUUCGCGAACUGCAAGCGCAAGACCCUUCAACCUUCGACGACACAAAGGUAAUAAAGGUCCUGUACCGUCUUCUGCAUCUUACCUUGUUCUUGACUAACAAUUCCUCUGCGUCGGUUAAACAAACAAAUAGGGAGAGACAGAAAGCUGAUCGAUUUGCGCAAUGUUUGAUGGUAUCGGGGGGCAAAAUAAUCGUUGACAAGACAAUGUUUGCAACGUUUGAAAUGUCCUUAGACGAGCUGCUGCAAUUGCGAUUGUUUCAGUACAAGUUCAACCAGAAUCAAAUUGUUUGUUUAUUGGACGGGUUCGAUGAGAUAGCACCGCAUUAUAAAGAUUUUGUCAAGAAAUAUUUUGCCAAACUAACCAACUUGGAAGGCAUUCGAAAAAUGUACAUCUCAACUAGACCGUACAACUUCAGAGACGAAUUGAAACAAAUGUUUUCGAACUGUAAUAUGUGGCGACUGGAACCGUUUUCUCAAAACGAUCGGAUACGGUUUUUGAUCAAUUAUCUAGUGCAUGCACCGGAGGGCUUCAAAAUAAGCAACGAGGAGCUAAGCAUUAAAUUUGUGAGAACCAUGUACACGCGCACUAUCGCCAGUAUACAGGAGCUGAAAAUUAUACCUCUCUUUCUGCACAUGGCUGUCAAGAUUUCACUUUCAAAAAUGACAAACGUCCACAACGUCACACAGCAAGAACUAUCUGCCAAACAUAUGGAAGAUACCAAGUUGGAUCAGUUACAAGUCAUCAGCGUUUUUGUGGAAGAAAAGCUGAAAAUAUUAAACCACGAAAAAGCAGGAACUACACACUCGGCAUCAGAUUAUCCUGUGCAAAGGAUGAAAACUGACGAAGCAAACAAACUGAUAGAAAAACGGCAUCAACUUUUGGCCCUUUUUGUUAUAUUCCCGAAGAAGGAUUUUACUAAAAUGUUGUCCUAUGAGGAUCAACAACAGGCGAGGGAAGUUUUGCAAGACGUAGCUAAGGGCAAUGAGAAGACUGGCAUCAUUCACGAUAUCCGGGACGGUAUUCCUCGGUUUACGCAUCGAAUAUUUGCUGAGUACUUUGCGGCCUGCUGGUUGUGCGAGAAAAAAAGUACUAUCAACGAUGAGAGUUUUUUCCGUUCGUGGUCAUAUUGGUCUACCGAACUGUUUCGAGUCCGAGACUUCUUGAAUCGAAUGAUUGCACGCGAUAGUGAACAAAGUGAUAUUCACAUGGCUGUGAUCAAUCAAUCAGAACAACAGGUACGUGAUAUACUUUUGCAGCAUCCUUCAGCUGCAUUCGCGAAGGAUCCUGUUGGUCGAUUACCACUCCACUUGGCAGUGAUCUAUCCAUCAAGAGCUAUUGAAGACUUUUUGACAAGCAAAGUGGCCCCACAGUUGAUUAAUAUGAAAGAUGAUCUCUUUCAAUGGGCUCCACUGGACUAUGCAUUUGCAAUGAGAUGUGAUAAUUCCAUCAAAAGUCUUCUAGCUGCCGGAGCGGCAGUGAAUGAAGACAUCCUGCUACAACAGAUACUUUCUAACAACCUUAAACAAUUGUUGAUAAAUGCACAUGAUUACGGCGUUUGGUUGCAGACGCAUGAAGGUUCUACUACCAAUGCUCGUAAGCUACACUUCCAUCUAGUGCAGAGUUUGAUCAACGAAAGACAACUUGACGUUUUCUCCAUUCAAAAGGAGCUUGAAUCAUCAACAGUUGUAGAGUUCUGUGCGAAACGUAACAUGAUUGGGAUAUUUAAACAACUAGUAUCCCAAAUGAACAUUCGAGCGAAAAUAUUGCAAGAACAAUCCAAAAACUUAGUACAACUAGCAUCUCAACACAAUGCACAAGAUGUAGUAGCAUACCUCAAAGAACAAUGCAAUGUCCCUCUUCUACAAACGAAUGACUGCGUCGAACUCAUUUCAGCCAUUAAGUCUUCCAUCAAGAAAAACCAAAUGAAUCCAUUCAAGGUUAUUUUCCAGCAACUGUGCUUACAGCUCAAUAUCCUUUUGGUUGAGGACGCAGAAAUUGCUGAAGAAAUGUAUACAUCAGAUGAUGAAACCUUACCGGAAUGGGACAAAGAUAAGGUUCCAAAGGUUUGUUGCGUGCGUAACUCUGAUAACGUUCUACUGUCGUUACCCGAGUACGACAAAAAAGACAUCCUACACGAAGGCUACCUUAUCGAAGCUCUUCUCGCUACAGCUGUUCACGAGGGUAACAUGCAGAUCCUUAAAUACAUUGUUCAGAAGACUAACAAGACCAUUACUAACAAUCUCAUUGUUAUGAUCAUGAGAUUGUUACCGAAGGAAGAUGACGUUUGUCAUGAGAAGUCAAUACCUGCAUUUACAUAUCUUUUGGACAAAACAACUGAUCGGGACAGCAUUGACGACGAGGGCCGUAAUCUGCUCCAUAUGACGGCUCAAAACGGUUGUUUCUUCAUGCUGCAUUGUUUGAUCGGCAAAGGAUUUGAUCCGGCGAUAGUUAACAAAAAAAACGAAUGGAACGUGUUUCACUAUGUGGCUUUCAAUCAGGAUGAAGAUCGCACGGACAAAAUAUUGGACUCUCUUUUGAAACAUGGCACUAUGAAUUGGUUUGAUCAUUUGGACCGCUUGAUUUAUUCGAAUGCCUCUGAGACAAGCGAAGACAAUCCUAUUGAUACAGUUUCUGAUCAAAUCCCUCAUAAUUUAAACGAUAUUUCUAAACAGGAACAUACUUUGUUAGCUAUGUUUGCCAUAUUCAAGAAGGAGGACUUAGCCAAUUUGAUGUCCGACCAGGAAUUUAGAGAAGCUAUGCAAUGCAUGCGGGAUAUAACACAGGGCCGUAAGAAAUCUAACAUCAUAACAGGAAUUAAAGGGUUUAGCCCUCAGUUCACUUAUCGAAUAUUUGCUGAGUAUUUUGCUGCGUCAUGGAUACACCACAACAAGCAUCGCAUGAAAAGUGAAAAUUUUUUCCGAUCGUGGACGUAUUGGAAUGGAAGAGUGCAGCGAACUCGUAAUUUCCUCAAUCGAGUGAUUGCACUCAACACUUGCGAUAGUGAACAAAGUGAUAUCCACAUGGCUGUAAUCAAUCAAUCAGUGCAACAGGUUCGUGAUAUACUUUUGAAGCAUCCUUCAGCUGCAUUCACGAAAGAUGCUGUUGGUCGAUUACCGCUUCAUUUGGCGGUGAUCUAUCCAUCAAGAGCUAUUGAAGAUUUUUUGACAAGCAAAAUGCCCCUGCAGUCAAUAAAUAUGGAAGACGAUCUUCUUCAAUGGACACCCUUAGAAUACGCAUUUGCCAUGAACUAUUAUACAACGACCAAAACUCUUCUAGCUGCCGGAGCGGCAGUGAACGAGAACACUUUGCGACAGCAGAUACUAUCAAACAGCUUAAGGGUUUCGUUGUUUGAUGCACAUGAAUGCGGAGAACAGCUACGCUCACACGAACACUCAAAAGGAAUUGCAGUUCAACUACACAAUCGAUUCGUAGAAUAUUUGCUCAAAGAAAGACAACUUGACAUCUUCCAGCGUUCUGAGGAACUGGACUCUUUAACUGUUCUUGAAUUUUGCAUACAAAAAAAUAUGGUCAGUUUAGUGAAACAAUUUGUAUCUCAAAUGAAUAUCGAAAGGAAAAUUGCAAGUGAUCCAUCGAACCAACUGUUGCAAAUGGCAUUGGAAAGCAAAGCGCAUGAUAUAGUUGAAUAUUUCGUAGAUGAGUGCAAUAUGGAGCUACCGCAAAUGAAUGAUGAUAUAGAACUCAUUUUAGCCAUUAAGUCUUUCAUCAAGAAAAACCAAAUGAGCUCAUUCAAAGAUAUCUUUCCACAAUUAUGCUCACAACUAAACAUUCAUCUGGUUGAGGACGCAGAAAUUGCUGAAGAAAUGUAUACAUCAGAUGAUGAAACCUUACCGGAAUGGGACAAAGAUAAGGUUCCAAAGGUUUGUUGCGUGCGUAACUCUGAUAACGUUCUACUGUCGUUACCCGAGUACGACAAAAAAGACAUCCUACACGAAGGCUACGUUAUCGAAGCUCUUCUCGCUACAGCUGUUCACGAGGGUAACAUGCAGAUCCUUAAAUACAUUGUUCAGAAGACUAACAAGACCAUUACUAACAAUCUCAUUGUUAUGAUCAUGAGAUUGUUACCGAAGGAAGAUGACGUUUGUCAUGAGAAGUCAAUACCUGCAUUUACAUAUCUUUUGGACAAAACAACUGAUCGGGACAGCAUUGACGACGAGGGCCGUAAUCUGCUCCAUAUGACGGCUCAAAACGGUUGUUUCUUCAUGCUGCAUUGUUUGAUCGGCAAAGGAUUUGAUCCGGCGAUAGUUAACAAAAAAAACGAAUGGAACGUGUUUCACUAUGUGGCUUUCAAUCAGGAUGAAGAUCGCACGGACAAAAUAUUAGACUUUCUUUUGAAACGGGGCACUAUGAAUUGGUUUGAUCAUUUGGACCGCUUGAUUGAGUCGAAUGCCUCUGAGACAAGCGAAGACAAUUCUAUUGAUACAGUUUCAGAUCAAAUCCCUCAUAAUUUAAACGAUAUUUCUAAACAAAAACUUACUCUGUUAGCUAUGUUUGCCAUAUUCAAGAAGGAGGACUUAGCCAAUUUGAUGUCCGACCAGGAAUUUAGAGAAGCUAUGCAAUGCAUGCGGGAUAUAACACAGGGCCGUAAGAAAUCUAACAUCAUAACAGGAAUUAAAGGGUUUAGCCCUCAGUUCACUUAUCGAAUAUUUGCUGAGUAUUUUGCUGCGUCAUGGAUACACCACAACAAGCAUCGCAUGAAAAGUGAAAGUUUUUUCCGAUCGUGGACGUAUUGGAAUGGAAGAGUGCAGCGAACUCGUAAUUUCCUCAAUCGAGUGAUUGCACUCAACACUUGCAAUAGUGAACAAAGUGAUAUCCACAUGGCUGUAAUCAAUCAAUCAGUGCAACAGGUUCGUGAUAUACUUUUGAAGCAUCCUUCAGCUGCAUUCACGAAAGAUGCUGUUGGUCGAUUACCGCUUCAUUUGGCGGUGAUCUAUCCAUCAAGAGCUAUUGAAGAUUUUUUGACAAGCAAAAUGCCCCUGCAGUCAAUAAAUAUGGAAGACGAUCUUCUUCAAUGGACACCCUUAGAAUACGCAUUUGCCAUGAACUAUUAUACAACGACCAAAACUCUUCUAGCUGCCGGAGCGGCAGUGAACGAGAACACUUUGCGACAGCAGAUACUAUCAAACAGCUUAAGGGUUUCGUUGUUUGAUGCACAUGAAUGCGGAGAACAGCUACGCUCACACGAACACUCAAAAGGAAUUGCAGUUCAACUACACAAUCGAUUCGUAGAAUAUUUGCUCAAAGAAAGACAACUUGACAUCUUCCAGCGUUCUGAGGAACUGGACUCUUUAACUGUUCUUGAAUUUUGCAUACAAAAAAAUAUGGUCAGUUUAGUGAAACAAUUUGUAUCUCAAAUGAAUAUCGAAAGGAAAAUUGCAAGUGAUCCAUCGAACCAACUGUUGCAAAUGGCAUUGGAAAGCAAAGCGCAUGAUAUAGUUGAAUAUUUCGUAGAUGAGUGCAAUAUGGAGCUACCGCAAAUGAAUGAUGAUAUAGAACUCAUUUUAGCCAUUAAGUCUUUCAUCAAGAAAAACCAAAUGAGCUCAUUCAAAGAUAUCUUUCCACAAUUAUGCUCACAACUAAACAUUCAUCUGGUUGAGGACGCAGAAAUUGCUGAAGAAAUGUAUACAUCAGAUGAUGAAACCUUACCGGAAUGGGACAAAGAUAAGGUUCCAAAGGUUUGUUGCGUGCGUAACUCUGAUAACGUUCUACUGUCGUUACCCGAGUACGACAAAAAAGACAUCCUACACGAAGGCUACCUUAUCGAAGCUCUUCUCGCUACAGCUGUUCACGAGGGUAACAUGCAGAUCCUUAAAUACAUUGUUCAGAAGACUAACAAGACCAUUACUAACAAUCUCAUUGUUAUGAUCAUGAGAUUGUUACCGAAGGAAGAUGACGUUUGUCAUGAGAAGUCAAUACCUGCAUUUACAUAUCUUUUAGACAAAACAACCGAUCGGGACAGCAUUGACGACGAGGGCCGUAAUCUGCUCCAUAUGACGGCUCAAAACGGUUGUUUCUUCAUGCUGCAUUGUUUGAUCGGCAAAGGAUUUGAUCCGGCGAUAGUUAACAAAAAAAACGAAUGGAACGUGUUUCACUAUGUGGCUUUCAAUCAGGAUGAAGAUCGCACGGACAAAAUAUUGGACUUUCUUUUGAAAUGGGGCACUAUGAAUUGGUUUGGUCAUUUGGACCGCUUGAUUGAGUCGAAUGCCUCUGAGACAAGCGAAGACAAUUCUAUUGAUACAGUUUCUGAUCAAAUCCCUCAUAAUUUAAACGAUAUUUCUAAACAGGAACUUACUCUUUUAGCUAUGUUUGCCAUAUUCAAGAAGGAGGACUUAGCCAAUUUGAUGUCCGACCAGGAAUUUAGAGAAGCUAUGCAAUGCAUGCGGGAUAUAACACAGGGCCGUAAGAAAUCUAACAUCAUAACAGGAAUUAAAGGGUUUAGCCCUCAGUUCACUUAUCGAAUAUUUGCUGAGUAUUUUGCUGCGUCAUGGAUACACCACAACAAGCAUCGCAUGAAAAGUGAAAGUUUUUUCCGAUCGUGGACGUAUUGGAAUGGAAGAGUGCAGCGAACUCGUAAUUUCCUCAAUCGAGUGAUUGCACUCAACACUUGCAAUAGUGAACAAAGUGAUAUCCACAUGGCUGUAAUCAAUCAAUCAGUGCAACAGGUUCGUGAUAUACUUUUGAAGCAUCCUUCGGCUGCAUUCACGAAAGAUGCUGUUGGUCGAUUACCGCUUCAUUUGGCGGUGAUCUAUCCAUCAAGAGCUAUUGAAGAUUUUUUGACAAGCAAAAUGCCCCUGCAGUCAAUAAAUAUGGAAGACGAUCUUCUUCAAUGGACACCCUUAGAAUACGCAUUUGCCAUGAACUAUUAUACAACGACCAAAACUCUUCUAGCUGCCGGAGCGGCAGUGAACGAGAACACUUUGCGACAGCAGAUACUAUCAAACAGCUUAAGGGUUUCGUUGUUUGAUGCACAUGAAUGCGGAGAACAGCUACGCUCACACGAACACUCAAAAGGAAUUGCAGUUCAACUACACAAUCGAUUCGUAGAAUAUUUGCUCAAAGAAAGACAACUUGACAUCUUCCAGCGUUCUGAGGAACUGGACUCUUUAACUGUUCUUGAAUUCUGCAUAAAAAAAAAUAUGGUCAGUUUAGUGAAACAAUUUGUAACACAAACCGAUUGUCAAAGAAGGAUUUCAGCUGAUCAAUCAAACCAGUUGGUUCAAAUGGCAUUGGAAAGCAAAGCGCAUGAUACGACGGUAUAUUUCAUAGAUGAAUGUAAAAUGCUCCUACCGAAAGUAAAUGAUAUUGCUAAACUAAUUGAUGUUCUUAAAUCAACAUACGGCACAAUUCACUUCAACUCAUUUAAGGUUAUUUUUCAACAAUUAUGCACCCAACUAAACAUUUGUUUGGCGGAUGAUGAAGACAUUCACGAAGCAACGUACACACCAGAUGAUGAAAGUAAGCCACAGCUAGACAAAGAUGAGGUUCCAAAGGUUUGUUGCGUGCGUAACUCUGGAAACGUUCUACUGUCGUUACCCGAGUACGACAAAAAAGAUAUCCUACACGAAGGCUACCUUAUCGAAGCUCUUCUCGCUAAAGCUGUUCACGAGGGUAACAUGCAGAUCCUUAAAUACAUUGUUCAGAAGACUAACAGGAUCAUUACUAACAAUCUCAUUGUUAUGAUCAUGAGAUUGUUACCAAAGGAAGAUGACGUUUGUCAUGAGAAGUCAAUACCUGCAUUUACAUAUCUUUUAGACAAAACAACUGAUCGGGACAGCAUUGACGACGAGGGCCGUAAUCUGCUCCAUAUGACGGCUCAAAACGGUUGUUUCUUCAUGCUGCAUUGUUUGAUCGGCAAAGGAUUUGAUCCGGCGAUAGUUAACAAAAAAAACGAAUGGAACGUGUUUCACUAUGUGGCUUUCAAUCAGGAUGAAGAUCGCACGGACAAAAUAUUAGACUUUCUUUUGAAACGGGGCACUAUGAAUUGGUUUGAUCAUUUGGACCGCUUGAUUGAGUCGAAUGCCUCUGAGACAAGCGAAGACAAUUCUAUUGAUACAGUUUCAGAUCAAAUCCCUCAUAAUUUAAACGAUAUUUCUAAACAGGAACUUACUCUGUUAGCUAUGUUUGCCAUAUUCAAGAAGGAGGACUUAGCCAAUUUGAUGUCCGACCAGGAAUUUAGAGAAGCUAUGCAAUGCAUGCGGGAUAUAACAAAGGGCCGUAAGAAAUCUAACAUCAUAACAGGAAUUAAAGGGUUUAGCCCUCAGUUCACUUAUCGAAUAUUUGCUGAGUAUUUUGCAGCGUCAUGGAUACACCACAACAAGCAUCGCAUGAAAAGUGAAAGUUUUUUCCGAUCGUGGACGUAUUGGAAUGGAAGAGUGCAGCGAACUCGUAAUUUCCUCAAUCGAGUGAUUGCACUCAACACUUGCGAUAGUGAACAAAGUGAUAUCCACAUGGCUGUAAUCAAUCAAUCAGUGCAACAGGUUCGUGAUAUACUUUUGAAGCAUCCUUCAGCUGCAUUCACGAAAGAUGCUGUUGGUCGAUUACCGCUUCAUUUGGCGGUGAUCUAUCCAUCAAGAGCUAUUGAAGACUUUUUGACAAGCAAAAUGCCCCUGCAGUCAAUAAAUAUGAAAGACGAUCUUCUUCAAUGGACAGCCUUAGAAUACGCAUUCGCAAUGAGAUACGACAACUCGGUCAAAAACUUAUUAGCUGCCGGAGCGGCGGUGUAUGAAGACACCUUGCUCGAACAGUUACUUUCUAACGGUUUGAAAGAUUUGUUGAAAAAUGUACAUGAUUAUGGAAGAUGGUUAGACUCGAAUGGCAGUUCGAAGAAGAUCGCAAUCCAGCUUCAUAAACGAGUAGUCAAACAUUUGAUGGACGAAAAACAACCCGAAGUUUUUGCUGCCAGUAAUGAACUGGAGUCAUUAUCCAUCUUGGAGUUUUGUACGAUACAUAACAUGGAUAAAUUAUUUAAACAACUUGUCUCUCAAACCAGCAUCCGCUGGAUGAUGUCCUUAGAACAAUGUAACCACUUAAGGAAGAUAGCAUUAGAGAACAAAUCGCAUGAUAUAUUCACAUAUCUAAUGGGUACCUUUAAUGACAACUCCAACAACACACAAGCACUGUAUGACAUUUCGGAGCAAAAUACAUGAACUGAACAAAAAAAACCUUCUAGUUAGAGCUUCAAGCGUGCGAUAAGUGCUAUAGACUACGGUAGCUCCUAAUGUUGACACACAUACGGAAAUCAAGAGCUUCACGAAUGUUCUGUUGAGGAAAUAGAGUUGCUUGACGAGAAGUGAGUAACCAUAAUGAGUAGUGCGCGAGUAACACUUACAAAAAGCUAUAAAUAGGGCAAGUUUAGUUAAUAAAAAUCACUUCCAUUCUUUACUUCUUGCAGUGCACCUUCUGUACUUCCAUCAGUUUUUUUUUUGUAUAUAUUCUCCGGUGCAGCAAACGUCCGAAACUUCCGCGAUUGUAUUAACAAUGAAUAUUGUCACCAACGACUAUUGGAAUCCUAUCGUUUGCCUUAGCUGAAAUUUUGUGUGACUCCUUUCAGCUGUAGGCAGCCCGGUGGUAGAUGUGACAGUGAUUCAAAUUUCAUCUGGGCCCCCAUAGCGAGGGGUGACUAUCCAACUAUGCGGUAUCAAUAAGUCUAGUAGGCCAGAAAUGGCAGGAAUGACCUUAGAGGUCGAUAAGUCAAGAAACGAGAAGAAGAUAGCUGAAAUUGAUCAAAUACGGCAUCGGCUUGGCGAUAUUAAAUGGCUUCUCCUGAUGCGAGAUGCCAUAAGGAUUUCACUAAAAGGGGGGGGGGAUUUCGAAUUUUUUCUACCCGCGAAAUCUACCCGCGUUGUUAAGAGUGCAGCAUCCCUGCUA
Anopheles stephensi (Asian malaria mosquito) is the source of this 12563-nucleotide messenger RNA. RefSeq lists its product as uncharacterized. The record is from RefSeq and is a predicted model, not a curated record. Lineage: Eukaryota; Metazoa; Arthropoda; Insecta; Diptera; Culicidae. The coding region runs from base 647 to 11842 and encodes 3731 amino acids. The transcript has 4 exons. Gene Ontology annotation, molecular function: protein binding.